GCCCUCGCAUCCCGCCAGAACACCAAACCGGGACCAGGGCAGGCCAAACGAAGUCACGUACCGUACAGUCCCGGUUCAAGGCACCAUGGGUUCUGUCGUCCCUGCGCCUUCAUCGUCUGCAUUAGCCUGCAUGCCGCAGAAGAUGCCCCAGUCAUCAGUCGUUCGGAUGUACCUGGUUCCUCACGGAAUCUGCAGUGAGCGGUCCGCCGGCGUCAUUGCUGCCUUCACGCCGCAGCGACCAGAUGACGCCGCGAGGACUGGGAAGGCCAUUGGGGCCUAUAAGGCUGCCGUGAUGCCCUCCUCGUUCUCAUCUUGUUGCCCUUCUUGCCUUACAACAAACACGUCGAGUACUCGCACGGAAGAAGCCGAGAUGUGCUACCAGUUGGUUGAGCUCUACUCGGCAUGCCGAUGCCUCUACUACCAGCAUGCUGUUGACCGGUGUGCGGCCUAUGGUCGGCCAGGCCACGGCAUUCAGCGGAAGACGAUAUUAGUUGGCUACGCCUGCAGCGAGCAUUCAUCACACGCCCCUGGAGGAUACGACUACUCGAGCUCCCAGUACUCGGACUCGGGCUACUACUCGGGCCGGUCAUCCAGGAGCUCCCGCGGCCACUACCGGUGA
This is a messenger RNA of Chaetomium strumarium, 619 nucleotides long. RefSeq lists its product as uncharacterized. The record is from RefSeq and is a predicted model, not a curated record. Lineage: Eukaryota; Fungi; Ascomycota; Sordariomycetes; Sordariales; Chaetomiaceae. Bases 86 to 619 code for a protein of 177 amino acids. The transcript has 2 exons.